CGGUAAAAAAGUUUCUUGACUCGGAAAAUGAUUACGCCAGCCACGUGCUGCAGACUAUGCAGCUUCAAAAGAAUGCUGCGGGUUUUCCCAAUGGUAUCGGAGCGCCAGAGUCGGUUUUAAAUCAGCAGUUGGAAUCGCAUCCAUCAAAAAUGAAACAGACGGUGCAUUAUCCAUAGAGGACCGGAGGUUCGACGUUUUUAUAACUCGUUUUGAGCAAACCGUACCAAACUUCACCGACGCCCAGCUUUCCCGGGCCCUGCAGGCACUAGCUAAAAUGGGAGAAACAGCUUCGAUUCAUGAUCCAAACUAUCUCCGCCUGUGGACCUCGCUGGACAACGAAUGCUUGGAGCGUAUAGUCGAUUGGAACGUUGAGAUGCUGCUCCAGAUGGCGGAUAUGUGGUACCCGCUCCGGCUUGCAAGGCAAGGGAAGUACGUGAACAAGGCGCUGUGGAAGAUAAGUAACCGCUUACGCAAACUAUCACCGCAGCAGCUAGUGAAGACGGUGUUCUACGUCAACCUGACACGGGUACCGUUGGAGAACAUGAUGGACAUCGAGGUGAAUUUCAGCCAAAACUUCGACUCGUUCAGUAUCGAUGACGUUGCCGUGCUUUGCAUGGGAUUUUUCAAAACUGAAACUCCGAUUAGGAGCGCCGAGCUGCUUGAGAAGAUAUACGACAAGCUCAUCGUAAGCCUCGCUUCGGUGGAGGAUAUCCCGCUGACUGCAAUUUUAAAACUGUUACGUUAUUCGUCACGAAUCCCGAAUGCCUCCUCUAUGGAAAAGCUCCUAGCCGCACUGGUACCGGAAAUAUCUCGCCUCUCUCUUUUAGCUUGUCUGCACAUUGCACUCCUAGGAAGCGACAUCCACCUCUGCCACACGGAAAGUCUCGAGUUGAUUGUUGAGAAAUUUCAUCGUAACAUCUCCAGCCUGCGACUGAAGGAUAUGGAACGCAUUGCGUUCGUGCUUGCCCAUAACAACGUCGCACUGCGAGAUGCUCGGGAUGAGGCGCUGUGUCAAGACAUACUGGCGGAGGUACCGAACCGGGUGGCGGAAAUUGUGCAAUAUCCCAAAUGCUACAUCGCGCUGCUGCACUUUUUAUCGAUGAAAAAUAUCUAUCACCCGGAUCUAAUAUCGGCCGCCUUCGACCAGCGUUUCCUGCAGCUUACGUAUAACAAAAACAUCGCCGGAGCUGGCCGGGAAGCCGUUACGCUCGAUGCCUUCGCCGGCAUCAAUUUGUCGGAGCGAUACUCUGGCAAUCGCUUUCCACCUGCCUCUUUCCGGCUGGUCUGUAAGCUAACGCAGGACUACCUGCCCAACCCGAAGUACCGGUUAACCAAGUCGGACAAAAUGCUGCUGGACAUUCAGAGCACCUUUCAGACAGCGUAUAAUGAUCAUUGCCGGAUAGUCCAUUUGCUACCCCACUAUCAGCGCCCGGAUGUGCUCUUCUGCUUUGACGAGCGCACUGGCCUGGCGCUUUCCUUGGACUCGUUUAUGGAUUCGGUUGGUAGCCACGAAAUAUUGACUCGGGAAGCAAUUCUGAAGGAGCGAAGUCAGGAGCGAAACUUGCGGUUAGUAGCAAUCGUUGUCGGAUCUUGGAACUGUUACGUUCGAGGCGUAAAACGGCGAACCGGAGGGUACACGAUGAAGCUACAUCAGCUCAAACUUUUGAACUACGAAACAGUAGAGAUUCCAUGGUACGAGUGGCCAGUGUUCUCGCGGGAUGAUAUGCAACGCUAUCUCACCAGUAGACUUGUCCAGUACUUUCCUAGACAUAGUAAAACCAGCGUGCGUCUCGUGAAACGGGAAUAAAAUAACACUAUCGCUGAAUAGUUGGCAUGGUUGUAGAAAAAAUACAUUUAGAAUUUUUUAUUACUGAGGUAAGAAACAUGUAACUCUUUCGCUACUCAAGGAGCUUCGUUAACGUUUUCUUCGUGUACUCGUAUACCACAAAGAGCACCGCUGUAGCAGGAAUGG
This is a messenger RNA of Anopheles coustani, 1972 nucleotides long. RefSeq lists its product as uncharacterized. The record is from RefSeq and is a predicted model, not a curated record. Bases 275 to 1807 code for a protein of 510 amino acids. NCBI's taxonomy places the organism in Eukaryota, Metazoa, Arthropoda, Insecta, Diptera, Culicidae. The transcript has 3 exons.